Messenger RNA from Eupeodes corollae, 1522 nucleotides. RefSeq names its product histone acetyltransferase type B catalytic subunit (gene Hat1). Gene Ontology annotation, biological process: subtelomeric heterochromatin formation. Gene Ontology annotation, cellular component: nucleus. The transcript has 4 exons. Bases 190 to 1428 code for a protein of 412 amino acids. The record is from RefSeq and is a predicted model, not a curated record. Lineage: Eukaryota; Metazoa; Arthropoda; Insecta; Diptera; Syrphidae. Gene Ontology annotation, molecular function: histone H4 acetyltransferase activity; histone binding.
AUUUAUUUGUUCAUAAAUUAUUUUUGCCGCAAAAAUCUUGUGUUCCCUUGUUCCUCGGUUGUUGUAUAUUUUCAGUCGGAAUUUCAAUUUGUGUUUUUUCAGUUAAAAUAAUUUUUGUAUCGCUUUAAGCUAAAUCUAAAUAUACAAUUUGUUUUCAAGUUUUCUAAAAACCAAAAACCCUGCAACCAAAUGGCUCAAACCAAACCAUUGGAUUCUACUCAAAUUCAUAACUUACAAAAUUUUGUCCUCGAUGCUUUGGAAGUUAUCGAAUUCAAAUUAAUACGUUUCAAAGAAGACGUUGACGAUGAUUCCCUCAAAUUCUGUCCUCUUAUGGCGCAUCAAAUAUUUGGCGAAAGUGAAAGCAUCUUUGGCUAUGAGAAUCUCAAAGUUCAGAUUUUGUAUACAGCAGGACCUUUGCAAAUAUACAUUGGUAUUAAAUACAACAAGAAAGUUGAAGACAUUUCAAAUGGAGACAUUAAAGCAGACGACAUUGCUAGCACAAUAGCAUCAAAGCUCCCCGAGGGAUGCUAUUUUGUCAAUUUGGAUGAGUUUCUUAAAACCUUGGAUAAAGCAGAUAAAUUUCAACCUUUCGGCGAAAAAUUAUCAGAACACAAAAGCGUAGACAGCAAUGGAAAAGAGCGCUUCUUUGAGAUCUAUCAUUGUGACUACAAAACACCUUCUUUUUUGAAGUUCUUCGUAAGGCUGGAAACUUUUGUAUUAUGGUUUGUUGAUGCUGCCUCCUAUAUCGAUGUUGAUGACCCUCAAUGGAGUUAUUUUGUAUGCUAUGAAAAAUAUAAAAACCAAGAUGGCGUUUAUCAAUAUGCCGCCACAGGCUACACAACCGUCUACGAGUACUAUGCAUAUCCUCAAAAUAUUCGCCCAAGAAUAAGUCAAAUGUUGGUUCUUCCCCCGUUCCAAAAAUUGCGUAUAGGCACAAAUUUCAUUCAAACCAUCUACAAGUAUUACCAAGGGCAGAAAAGUGUUAUUGAUAUCACAGUUGAAGAUCCUUCGGAGGACUUUCAAAGAUUGAGAAAUUUCGUAGACUCACAAUUGUGCUUAGAAUUAGACAGUUUCAAAAAGGAUCUAGUAAGAAAAGGUUUCUCUAAGGAUAUGGUGAGGGAAGCAAGGGAGAAACUCAAAAUCAAUCCAAAACAGUGCCGUAAAGUGUAUGAAAUUUUGCGCUUAUAUUACACCAAUGUGUACGAUGUUGAAGAGUACAAAGUAUAUCGCUUAGAUGUUAAGAAACGGCUCAAUGCGGGCUACCAUAAGCAACUGAGUGAUAUAAAAAGAAUGGAAAAGGCAAAGCUAGAUACGCAAUGGUUGCGGGCUACAAUACCAACAAUGGAGGAUAGAAUCUUACAGUUGCAUCAAGAAUUUACAAUUGUUGAAAAUGGGUACAAACAUGUUGUUGAAAAGCUAAAAGCUUAGAGUAAAUAUUAAAGCCAUUAAAACAUAUUUUGAUUUUAUUUUACUUUUGCGUCUUAAGCUGUGUACAUAAUAAAAGCAUACUAAUUGUGCGAGA